AUGGAAGACUUCGUAGAAUGGGGUCGAGAAUUCGGCGUCGAUUUUACAAAAUUUUCAAUUCAAAAAAUAGAGAAUCAAGGCUUCGGAGUCGUGGCAAAGAAGAGCAUUUCUUAUGGAGAGCCGCUGAUAGAAAUUCCCGAAGAAAUUAUCAUCACGCUUGAUAAAGUACUGAAGGACAGAAGGAUACAGGACGUUUUGCGAUAUGGAAAACAAUUUGAAAAGGUCGAUUCGAUGGACAUGUUUUUGCUCUUUUUGACAAUCUACAGAUUUGAAGAAGAUUCGUUCUUUUGGAAGAAAUACUUCAGAAUUCUCCCGGAAGAAUACGGCCUGCCGAUUUUUUGGGAAGAGAAGUACAAGUCCUGUCUUCCAAAAAGCUUCCAAAAGAUGCUGUCAAAAGAGCGGGCGAUUUAUGAGAAACGCUUGAGCUUCGCAAAAGAAAUGUGCCCUGAAAUCAAAGAUGAUGAUUUCAAAUGGGCCUGGAGCGCGUUUUUAACGAGAAAUGUCAAGGUCUCACAUGCGGAGUACCUCAAAAGAGCGGAUGAUUCUGCUUGGAAAAGACCUUCAUGGUUGCAAGAGGGGGAUUAUGACGACUCGGCGCUAGUGCCGUUUUUCGACCUGAUCAACCAUACGGAAUCCGCAAGCGUUCAAUAUAUCUACCAAAGAAGGGACGAAAAAUUCAAGCUAACUGUAAAACAAGAAAUUUGCGAAGGAGAUCAGAUUUUUAUCAAUUAUGGAACGUAUGGCUCGUUUGAUAAACUGAUGGAUUAUGGUUAUGUAGAAGGUGGUAUGCCGAAUUUCAACGAGAGUUUUUUCGUUGAAAAAGAAGAAAUUCUAGAAGUGUCGAAAAAGCUCAAGAUUUCACUGCCAAAUGCGUCGGAAAUUGAAGACAUAAAAGAGAAUUCCUUUGAAAUCUUUCGUGCAUCAGUCUCGCCGCAGAUGGAAGAAUUUCUCGAAAUUCUAACGAACGAAAACGAAGAAGCAGCUGCUCAGAUCAAGAUAGAGCUCUUUUCGGAUAUCAUUCAGAAUAUUCGGAAGAAUCUUUUGAAUCUUGGCACGGAUUUCGGCGAUGAGAUUGUUUUCUGCAGAAGAUUGUAUAAGAAAGUGUAUACGAUGAUAAGUGAUAUUUUGUACGACUGA
Messenger RNA from Oikopleura dioica, 1137 nucleotides. The record is from the annotation of a GenBank genome assembly. Lineage: Eukaryota; Metazoa; Chordata; Appendicularia; Copelata; Oikopleuridae.